CCCAAGCUCUUCAGCUGUAUCUUCUCUAAAUUCCUUAAUUUCCUCAACAGUCUGAAUCACAAUCCUUUAUCUUUCAAUGGCCACCACCCAAGGAAUUAAUGGCACUGAGAUCAUUAACAACAUUGACAACUACAUAGUUUAUCUCGCAAAGUUUGCGGUAGAAGAGCACAACGGGAAGGAGAAUGCUCACCUGACGUUCAGCAAAGUAGUGAAGGCAACCAUAGAUCCGGUGGUGGAAGGAGUGCUUUAUUAUAUAACUUUAGAAGCCAGCAAUCUUGGUGUGCUGCAACUCUGGCAGGCCAAGGUUUGGGUCAAGGAAUCCACUGGUUACAUUGAGCUGAAAGACUUCCACCAUGUUGUUGAACUCAAGGCUGUGAACAUCAAUGAUAGCACUGAUCCCAUUGUUGUCGAGUUUGCUAAAUUUGCUGUCAGAGAGUAUAAUAGGCAGAAGAGUGCUAAUCUUGAGUUUGUGCAAGUAUUGAAAGCAAGAACUGAGCAAGUUCUUGAUGGCAAUCUUUACUACAUAACUCUGGAAGCCAGAAAUGGUGAGCUCAUAUUAACUUAUGAGGCCAUUGUUUGGGCCAAAGGCAUCCAAUACUUAUCCAUGGUUGGAAUUAGUGGACUUCAAACCGCUUUUUAAUAAGUCCUAAUGGGCAUCAGAAAGGUGGGUGUAAUGAAGCUUGAUGACGGGUGUGGCGCAAACUAUAUAUUUUAGUUAUUUCGCUUUCUGUUGGAUGUUAUGUUACCUUAUAUCUAUUGUCCUUUAAUGUAAUACUAAUAUUACUUAAUAAAGUGCCAUGACAUUGUUGAGUUUAAUUUUA
This is a messenger RNA of Dioscorea cayenensis subsp. rotundata (Guinea yam), 821 nucleotides long. Its product is annotated as multicystatin-like. The coding region runs from base 77 to 640 and encodes 187 amino acids. Gene Ontology annotation, molecular function: cysteine-type endopeptidase inhibitor activity. The transcript has 4 exons. The record is from RefSeq and is a predicted model, not a curated record. NCBI's taxonomy places the organism in Eukaryota, Viridiplantae, Streptophyta, Magnoliopsida, Dioscoreales, Dioscoreaceae.